AUGGGAUUUUGCUGUGUGAAAGUCACCAUGUACUUGUUUUUCUUCUUCAACCACCUUUUCUUCAUCUUGGGUGCGCUGAUGGUUGGGUUUGGAACCUGGAUUUUGGUUGACCGAAAGUCCUUCAUGCCCAUUCUGCAGAACUCAGUGCCAACGUUCCAGGCUGGGGUCUGCGUCUUCAUUGGAGUCGGCGCCAUCACAAUGGUGCUGGGCUUGCUGGGCUGCUUAGGGGCCCUCUGUGGCAUCCAGUGUGUCCUUGGCUUGCUAAAAGCAAGAAUGCCUCAAGCGGUCGCUGAUCUCUUCCAGACGUACGAUCCUAGUGAUGAAGUUAAUCAGACCCUCGAGACUGCUUGGGACUUCGUUCAGUCCCAGCUGUCAUGCUGCGGCUGGACCGGGCCAGAAAACUGGCAACUCAACAAAAUCCUCUGGAACAGAAAGCUGGCGUUCUAUCCGUGUUCUUGCAGCAACGAGACAGCGGACGCCUUGAUAGGGACAGGCUUCUGCAUUUUGGAUACUGAUUCUAACACGACCACAGUGGCUGACUGGCCCGUUAAGAAGCAGGGGUGCCAGACAGUUGUGGAGAACUGGUUACAGGAUAACUUUGACAUCUUUCUUGGGGUCUGCAUAGGAGUUGCUAUCACGGAGUUAUUGGGAAUAGGGCUUUCUAUUUGCCUCUGCAAAGGCAAAAUAUGCCAGUGCUGA
Messenger RNA from Python bivittatus (Burmese python), 699 nucleotides. NCBI's taxonomy places the organism in Eukaryota, Metazoa, Chordata, Lepidosauria, Squamata, Pythonidae. The record is from RefSeq and is a predicted model, not a curated record.